This is a messenger RNA of Ipomoea nil (Japanese morning glory), 1577 nucleotides long. RefSeq names its product phospholipase A1-II 1-like. NCBI's taxonomy places the organism in Eukaryota, Viridiplantae, Streptophyta, Magnoliopsida, Solanales, Convolvulaceae. Gene Ontology annotation, molecular function: glycerophospholipid phospholipase A1 activity. The record is from RefSeq and is a predicted model, not a curated record. The coding region runs from base 83 to 1291 and encodes 402 amino acids. Gene Ontology annotation, biological process: lipid metabolic process. The transcript has 3 exons.
GAGUUUCAGCACCACUUACAACUUCAUACCAACAGAAAUCCAUAGAAAUUAAAAGAAGAGAGAGAGAGAGAGAGAAUUGAAGAUGAGUGGCAUUGCUAAAAGAUGGAAGGUUCUAAGUGGGAGUGAUAACUGGGAAGGGCUACUGGACCCUUUGGAUUCGGAUCUCCGCCGCUACCUCAUUCACUACGGAACCAUGGUUUCACCCGCAACCGAUUCUUUCAUCAACGAACCAGCUUCCAAAAAUGUGGGAUUACCGCGAUAUGCCAGGAGAAACCUCCUUGCUAACUGUGGACUAGUGAAGGGAAACCCUUUCAAAUAUGAAGUGACCAAAUACUUCUAUGCACCAUCAACAAUCCCACUCCCAGAUGAAGGGUAUAAUGUGAGGGCAACCCGAGCGGAUGCAGUGCUAAAGGAAUCAAACUGGAAUGGAUAUGUUGCCGUGGCCACGGAUGAAGGAAAAGUUGCUUUGGGACGAAGAGACAUUCUGAUUGUUUGGAGGGGAACGAUUCGAAAGUCGGAGUGGAAUGAGAAUCUCACAUUUUGGUUCGUCAAAGCGCCAUUAUUCUUUGGCCAAAACUCUGAUCCUCUGGUCCACAAGGGCUGGUACGAUAUGUAUACCACCAUCAAUCAAGAUUCCCAAUUGAAUGAAAAGAGUGCCAGAGAUCAGAUUCGUGAAGAAGUUGCAAGACUUGUUGAGUUAUACAAGGACGAGGACAUUAGCAUAACCGUGACAGGACAUAGCUUGGGUUCAUCCAUGGCAACACUAAACGCAGUAGACCUAGCUGCCAAUCCAAUCAACAAUAAUAAAAAUAUUCUUGUCACUGCUUUCUUGUAUGCAAGCCCCAAAGUAGGGGAUGAGAAUUUUAAAAAUGUCAUUUCUAAUCAACAAAACCUUCGAGCCUUGCGAAUCUCCGACGUGAAUGAUAUUGUUACAGCGGUUCCGCCGUUUGGAUGGAAAGAGGGUGACAAUACAGCAAUACUUUACGGAGAUGUGGGGGUGGGUUUGGUGAUUGAUUCUAAGAAAUCCCACUAUUUGAAGCCUGACUUUCCAAACCUGUCAACUCACGACUUGAUGCUUUAUAUGCAUGCAAUUGAUGGAUACCAGGGGUCUCAGGGAGGAUUUGAGCGUCAGGAAGACUUUGAUCUUGCUAAAGUUAAUAAGUAUGGGGAUUAUUUGAAAGCCGAGUAUCCUAUACCAAUAGGAUGGUUUAACAUAAAGGAUAAAGGAAUGGUUCAGCAGGACGAUGGAAAUUAUAUCCUUGACGAUCAUGAAGUGGACAAGACAUUUUAAACAGAAACAGUUUGGUGCAUGCAAUAUGCAUGCAUGUGUGUUUGAAUAAAGCUAAGUCUUCUAUAGCUUCAUGAAGACCUUUCUAUAAUUAUUGAGUGUGUUUUGAAUAAAAUUGGAGCUGAGGCAACUAGCCGCUUGUGGCUAGCUGUCUAGUCCAAUGCAUGUAUGUGUGCAAGGUUUGCUAGCUAGCUUGUAUUUGAAUUAUUAUGCAUGUUUCAAUAAUCUCUUUUAAGCAAUAAUAUAUAUAAUAAUAAAAGAUCAGACUUGAUCGAAUUGCUUGCUUUUA